CCCCCCGGAAUCAAAGACACCCCCACAUCGAAGCCGGCCCCAUGGCGCUCUCCCCACGGCCGCUGCGUUGCGCCGCCCUCCUCCUCUCCGUCAGCCUCUUGGUCCAAAGCCGCCCCCAAAGCUCUCCCCUUCCCCCCUCCGAACCCCCUCGAGAUCCACCACCGGGAGGUCCCACCCCUUUCCCACCACCCUUGGAAGCCCAUCGAGGGUUAACCAAGAGGUCAACGGCGACGGGAAACCACCACCACGACGUCUUGAAGGACCUCAACGAUCUUCGAGUGGAAGCCAAGAGGGAUCAUCAAUGGGACGAUGAAGGUCCAGGAGGUCCCACCUCUUUCCCACCACCCAUGGAAGCCCAUCGAGGGUUAACCAAGAGGUCAACGGCCAUGGGAGACCACCACGACAUCUUGAAGGACCUCAACGAUCUUCGAGUGGAAGCCAAGAGGGAUCAUCAAUGGGAUCAUCAAUGGGACGAUGAAGGUCCAGGAGGUCCCACCUCUUUCCCACCACCCUUGGAAGCCCAUCGAGCGUUAACCAAGAGGUCAACGGCCAUGGGAGACCAUAACGAGGUCUUGAAGGACCUGGAAGAACUUGGCCGUCUCCGCGCCGAAGCCAAGCGGGAUCGUCAACGGGACCGUCAACGGGACCGCGGUUGGCCGAGUUCCAAGCAGCUCCGCCGACAGCAGAGCUUGGAACACCGUCUCUUGGAACGUCGUUACGAGGAGUUGGCCGAGAGUAGAAGACAAGCGGAAGCGGCUCGGAAAGCAGCAGCCGAAGAAGAACGUUUGGCCGAUUUAGCAUCGGAUCUUCUUCUAAGGUACCUUCUCCGAGGUCCCGGAGCCGCCGUGGCUGAAGAUAAACGAUCGGAAGAGGUUGAAGAGGAAGAAGGUGGUGAUGGGAUCCCAUCGGACGUCAGCGAUGAGGUGGAAGGCGAUGAGGGCUUUGAGGGCGAUGGUUUGGAGGGCGACGGUGGCUUUGAGGGCGACGGUGGAUUGGAAGGUGACGGUGGCUUUGAAGGCAACGGUGGAUUGGAAGACAAUGAGAUCUUUCCGAGGGGCAAUGAGGGAUUCCCGAGGGUCAACGAGGGAUUCCCGAGGGCCAAUGAGGGCUUCCCGAGGGGCAAUGAGAUCCCACCAGGAGGGAAUGAGAUGAUUCCAAGAGGGAAUGAGAUUCCAAGAGGGAAUGAGAAGGUUCUGAGAGGGAAUGAGAAGGUUCUGAGAGGUGAUGAGAUGAUUCCAAGAGGGAAUGAGAAGGUUCUGAGAGGGAAUGAGAUGAUUCCAAGAGGUAAUGAGAUGUUUCCAAGAGGAUCCCAGGAGGUCUCCGAAGGGUCGGAGGAGCCUUCUCCUCCAGACCCAUCGGAGGUGGACGACCUGGACCCCGGCACCAUCGACCAACUGAUCGAGCUGUCGAGCCGCCUCCACCUCCCGGCCGACGACGUGGUGGACAUCAUCCACGACGUCGAGCAGAAACGCAAAGAAGAAGCUCUUCUGGGGCCACCACCGAAGAAGGUCCUUCGCCACCACCCCCCGACGAUCUCCAAGCACCCAACGGGAAGGACUUUCCUGGUGGCGUCGACCCCUCUUCACCUCCGCCGCCAUCGUCCCCGAGAUCGAGAGUUGGAGAAAUAUCUCCAGAGGGUUUGGGGAGGACCUCAACGGGGCUUUCCGUGA
Molecule: messenger RNA, 1670 nt
Organism: Cuculus canorus (common cuckoo)
Lineage: Eukaryota; Metazoa; Chordata; Aves; Cuculiformes; Cuculidae
Gene: VGF
Product: VGF nerve growth factor inducible
Exons: 3
Coding region: 42-1670 (542 amino acids)
Molecular function (GO): neuropeptide hormone activity
Source: RefSeq, a predicted model, not a curated record